GACAUUAUUGACCAAAUUAGUGUGGAUCGCUGGCCUGUACCUCAAGGACACAGACCUCUUCGUGCUACCGGAGCUGCUCUAGCUGUGGCUGUCACUUUGCUAGAGCAAUGUUUCCCAAAUACUGGCGCCAGAAUCAUGGCGUUCGUUGGAGGCGCGUGCACCUUCGGACCAGGAGCUGUUGUAGGAGAGGAACUGAAGACGCCUAUCCGCUCGUGGCAUACUAUUAAGGAGGAUAAUGCUAUUUUCAUGAGGAAGGCUACAAAGUUCUACGACUCACUUGCAUCGCGUGCAGUCAAAAAUGGUCAUGCCAUCGACAUCUACUCUUGUGCUCUUGAUCAAACUGGUUUGCUAGAAAUGAAGAACUGCUUCCAUUCCACUGGAGGUAGGCAGCUUUUCGUUUAUGUGAAAAUUUAUCCCCCUUUGUUUUUUCUCCAAAGUAAUGUCGUAAUGGGAGACUCAUUCAACUCGUCGCUUUUCAAACAAACAUAUCAAAGAGCAUUUGACAAGGAUGCCAAUGGUCAAUUGAAAAUGGGUUUCAAUGCGACUAUG
This is a messenger RNA of Strongylus vulgaris, 549 nucleotides long. The record is from the annotation of a GenBank genome assembly. NCBI's taxonomy places the organism in Eukaryota, Metazoa, Nematoda, Chromadorea, Rhabditida, Strongylidae.